AACCUUAAAAGUUAACACACGUUCUGAAUAAAGGCCUUGUCGCUUGAUUUCCGAGAAAAUCAUUGAAAGUUUCAGGAAUUUUGUCUUUUUCUAACAGGGAAUAAAGAAGUUGGCGCAAAAGAAUAAAGAAGUGACUUUUAGGGAUUGGUCUGUGGUACCACUGAUCACUGAUGAUAAGAUUAGCAAGCAGCCGACGUUAUCAGGCAAACUUAGAAACGUGAACAAAAAUUGAUCUCGGUUUACUAAAUUUUCACUUGUGGGGUACUUUUUCAGUUGAAAGUAAUGAAAUUGUGUAUUUUACAUUGGCGCAUUUUUAAGUGACGUAGCUGUCAUGAGUCUAAAUUCCAGGUGUUGGAUGUUAACCCUCAUAACGUAUGGUAAACACUUGGCUUGGUUAUGUUACCCCUUUAGUUAAAAAUUAGUUAAAACGGUGAUUCUGCUGCAAUUUGCGAUGGCUGUCGCAAUGAAGAGAAAUCGUUCCAGACGAAGAAUUGCCGCCUUAAGUUUCUUGUCGAACAUAUCAUUAGAUGGCACCCAUAGUGACACCAACUUUAGCUUUUUCUCAAGAAACUCAACAUCAGCCAGCAACACCUUCAAAGCACUUGAUCCCCAAGAAAAUGAUGAAUGCAUUCCUAAAGUAGAGCUUCAACCUAAGGAAACCCCCAUACGAGAUACCAAAACUCUCUUUGUUAAACGUUCUCCCAUCUUGGCAAGGAGUCCGACUCGACUGAAUAGUCAAGUUACUGAUCUCAAUCACACCCCGUUCAAACAAGCUGAUCAGGAUGUAUUUUCUAAAGUGACAUCCACUCCAUUUCGAGAAAGAACAAGUACAACUGGAAGUGAGUCUGGCUUUGAAAGGCGCCUAGGCUCAAUGAGCCACAGGAAGCGCUUGGUAUACCAUCAAGGUUCUCUUACUGAUGAGAAGCACCAUCACAACUACAGCAGUAGUGAGAGUAUAUCGGGUAUAUCUGGUUCACAUCGUAUCAAAACUCAAACACUUCAAGAUGCAUUUCAAGUACGAGAAGUUCGUAUGAUUCAACCUCGCAGAGGUCAGCAUUUUAGAGAUGACAGAAUUGUUCUAGUUUCGGCACACAAAGUACCAUUUCUCGUUUUUUCAUCAAUUCCAUACAAUAAAGGAGGAAGGCAAUUCAGAAAUGAUAUGCGAAAAGAAGGGCAAAGAAGACGUAACACAUCAGGACCACGACCUCUGUCAUCAAUCAAUGAUGGCCUGGAUCCUUUUGAUCUUCUGGGCCUUGAAAGGGGACAAGAUGGCCAAGAAAUAUCUUACGGCCAACUUCUUGUUCCGUCAAGAAACUUCUCUCGUGAUCGGAAGGUACAUUUGCCAGAGUAUGAGGCAGUGGAGUCAUUUCCAUCUGGUUCAAGAAACCAUUCUUUUGCAAGGACUAAGGAAUUCCUAGGUCUGAAGGAUGGAAAAUGGUGCUUCUCUUAUGACAGCUCAACUCAUCGCUCUAAUGUACACAGCGUUCCCGGAUCACCUCCUGUUUCUUACAAUGACAUUAAAGGAAAUUUUGAUUGGGAAGAAAGCUCUGGACACUUGCAGCACUUGUCUCAUCCUGUAAACCCAUCUUCAGUUCAUUAUUCAGCAAAUCUCCUUGAUGAUCCUGAGCUUAUUGCUGGAAAGCAUCGUACACUUCUAACUUUUGCCUCCUACAUGACAUCAGUCAUUGAUUAUGUACGGCCAUCUGAUCUUAAAAAAGAGUUAAAUGAUAAGUUUCGUGCUAAAUUCCCUCACAUACAACUUACAUUAAGUAAAUUACGCAGUAUCAAGCGAGAAAUGAGGAAAAUUGCCAAGACAGAAUGUGGAAUGGAUUUGCUGACUGUUGCUCAAGCAUACGUUUAUUUUGAAAAGUUAAUAUUGGCUAAUCUGAUCAACAAGGAAAACCGUAAGCUGUGUGCUGGAGCCUGUUUACUUUUAUCUGCAAAAUUAAAUGAUGUUAAGGGUGAUGUGCUAAAAUUGCUAAUAGAGAAAACAGAAAGCGUUUUUCGUCUUAAUAGGAAAGAACUUAUUUUAUCUGAGUUUGCUGUUCUUGUUGCCUUAGAAUUCAGUUUGCAUAUACCUACUUGGGAAGUUUUCCCACACUAUCAGCGACUUAUAUACGAAUCUUAAAUUUUGCUGACUGUGAUCUCAAAAGAUUAAUGCAGUUAUAAUAAAGCGGCAUGAUAAGACAUUUUUAUUAAAUGUAAAAGAAUUUUUGUUGUUUUGUUUUUACAAAGUUUGAUGCUAAACACUAGAAAUUAACAAGAAUAUGUUAAGGUGCUGCUGGUUUGCAUUUAGGUACCUCUUUUAUGGUGCUUUUAAGUAAAUGUUCAAAAUUUCUAGUCAAGAAGUAUUGUACAAUUUUUGUUUUCAUUGCCUAAUUUGUAGUUUUUUGAAUGUGAAUUUGACUUCUGAAUUUGGCCAAAAUAUGAUUAAGUAGGGAAAUUUAUUUGUUCACGUACUUAGUAACAUAAAAUUAUUAUUCGGAUUCAGGGCUCUUUAUUUCAGCAUGUGUAGGUCUGGUACCUCUUUGUUGAAGACUUUUUUUAAAUAUUAUUAUUAUCAUUUAUGGGAAGUAUAAGAUUGACUGUAUUCAGCAAUUUUAUUUUUCUGGAGUACUGUAAUGUGUAUUUUAGAACCUUGUAUUAGUUUUCAAAAGAAAGAUUUAAAUUACAUCUACCAAUCUUUCUCAUGUGACUUUGAACAAUUUAAUUAUCAGUGUUUAGGUGUUACCUACGACUGAAAGUUGUCCUUUUCUUAAAGUUUACUUAAAAUCAUGUACUUGUACAUGUUUGCGUCUGUUCAGAAAUGCAAACAUUAUGUUUUAAAUGCAGAGAUAUCUGAAUCCUUGCACUUGGCCUGUACUUCUACUGUUUUCAAAGGUUUUCUUAGUUGUUUUUUUAAAUUUGUGAUUACCACAUCAGAGAUACUAUUUAGAUAGGAAAAGAGAACAUAGUACAAAUACACUUUGUAAUGCUGAA
Molecule: messenger RNA, 2979 nt
Organism: Frankliniella occidentalis (western flower thrips)
Lineage: Eukaryota; Metazoa; Arthropoda; Insecta; Thysanoptera; Thripidae
Product: CDK5 and ABL1 enzyme substrate 2
Exons: 11
Coding region: 452-2128 (558 amino acids)
Biological process (GO): regulation of cell cycle
Source: RefSeq, a predicted model, not a curated record